UAAAAUAAAAGAGAAUAUGAGCUAUCAGAAGGCCACUUACCUCUCAACCCUCGUCAUCACCUCCAACAGCGUUGCUUUCCAGCUCCUCCAUUCAUUAAAUUAAAACCAACAAGAAAAAUCCCUUUUCCCCAAAAACCAGAUCAUCCAAAGUAAUUAACCUUGCAAUCUCCAAACUCUCUCUCUGUCUCCUCUCUUCUCUCUCUCUCUCUCUCACACACAGAGAAGCAGAGAGAGAUGUCUAACCAAGAUGACAUGGCUGGCAUGCCUGGCAUGUCUAUGACUCCCCCUGCGCCCAAGGGCGACCUGAAGAACACAACUGAUGGUGCCAUGAGCUCUAGCCUCACAUGGACCACAGACGUCACCGUCCUCUUCCGUGGUUGGCCUGAUGACAGCGUUCCCAUGUACGUCUUGGCCCUCUUCUUCGUCUUCCUUCUCGCUGUUGCCGUUGAAGUCCUGUCUGUUUCGCCCAAACACAAACCAGGCACCAAGACUUUCAUAUGCACCCUCACUCAAACAGGCGUCUACACUUUUCGCACAGCUUUGGCUUACUUGGUCAUGCUCGCUGUCAUGUCGUUCAAUACUGGUAUCCUGAUAGCCGCCGUGGCCGGCCAUGCCCUCGGCUUCUUCAUCAUCAAGGUUCGUUCUCAUGGCCUCCAACCCAACGUAGCCGACCCCAAAGUUUGAUUUGUCGUCUUCCUGAUCGGUGCUUGAGUUUAUAGUUUGUUUUUGUCACCUUUUUUGUGUGGGUUUUCUGUGUGCUUGUCGUUUUGUGUUUUAGUGUCUCAUCAGGGAUAUUGCUAUUUGUAUUAUCUCAACUGAUCAUCUAGCGUACUAUCUCUCUAAUAGAGUUUAAAUCCGUACAACAGGUGAUCCCAUUUUUAUUAGAGAGAUGGUAGAUUAAAUGGUUAGUUGAGAUAAUAGAAAUAGGUAUUAUUUUUUCUUUUAAGUUUUAUGUGUGGUGGUUGUUCUGUGUUUAGCUAGUUUGGUUGUGGUUUGAAAUUUGACUUGCUAUUGUAUGAUAUUCUGCAUGUUUCUGUUCAAUGUCUUAA
This is a messenger RNA of Prunus mume (Japanese apricot), 1049 nucleotides long. The record is from RefSeq and is a predicted model, not a curated record. NCBI's taxonomy places the organism in Eukaryota, Viridiplantae, Streptophyta, Magnoliopsida, Rosales, Rosaceae.